AUGACAAAAAAAUCGUUGCGGGUUGAAAAGUUGGGUUUGGCUAGUUGCGCACUGCUGUGCUGGCUGAAGGAAGAUCCAAGAACGGGGGAAUACUCAAAUGGGCCGGAGGUGAGCGUUGUGGGUAGUGGGCUAAGACAGGACACCAAGGCCCUCGUUAAAUUCUGUUCGGGCUCGAAGACAAAGCAGCAGAGAAUGACAUUGAUAGGUCGAUGUGACGGAAGUGCUAUAGCCGACAUCGGCGAGUAUCAUAAGCAGAUGGAAGGCGUUGUACAGGGUGUUGUAUUUCUGAAGAGUAUUCAGGAUACGAAGAGUGUGCGACAGUGUCGCGUAGCAGCGGCUGCUGCUUCGAUAAGAACGCAAUAA
Molecule: messenger RNA, 363 nt
Organism: Phytophthora nicotianae INRA-310
Lineage: Eukaryota; Oomycota; Peronosporomycetes; Peronosporales; Peronosporaceae
Exons: 4
Coding region: 1-363 (120 amino acids)
Source: RefSeq, a predicted model, not a curated record